Messenger RNA from Striga hermonthica, 2007 nucleotides. Lineage: Eukaryota; Viridiplantae; Streptophyta; Magnoliopsida; Lamiales; Orobanchaceae. The record is from the annotation of a GenBank genome assembly.
AUGAACCCAUUUGGUUCUUUUGAAGUUCUUGUGCUCUGUUUAGGAUUCUUUCUCGUUGGCUGCUCAGCAUUUCCAAAAAAUGAAGUUGAUGGUUUAAUUUCUUUCAAGAGAGCUAUUAUCGAGGACCCUUCACUGGCUUUGUCCAAUUGGAGCACUCUAGAUUCAAAUCCGUGCCAAUGGUACGGCGUUUCUUGUUCCACGGCUGGUGAUCAUGUUCUAGAGCUAAAUAUUUCAGGGAAAUCUUUAAGGGGUUUUAUCUCGCCAGAGUUGAAGAAGCUGUCAGGUUUACAACAAUUAGUUUUGCAUGGGAAUCUGUUGAUGGGCUCCAUACCUAGUGAGAUUGGCGUAUUGAAGAACCUCAAGGUUCUCGAUUUGGGAUCAAACCGGCUAACCGGGAAAAUUCCACCUGAGAUUGGGAACUUAAGCAGCAUCCUGAAAAUAAAUCUUGAAUCCAAUGGGUUGAGUGGCAAGUUACCUUAUGAGCUUGGUAAAUUGAAAUACCUUGAGGAGCUUCGAUUGGAUAGGAAUAGGUUUAUGGGAACAGUGCCUGCUCGUAAUGACUCGGAUAAAGUCUAUCCUUUCAGUUCUUUUGGAACGUUUGCUUCAAAUGGAAUUACUAUGGGAUUUUGUCGAUUCUCUCGACUAAAAGUAGCUGACUUCUCAUACAAUUUCUUGGUUGGAAGCAUACACAAGUGCUUGGCAUAUCUUCCGAGAUCAAGUUUUCAGGGUAAUUGUCUUCAAGUCAAAGAUAUCAAGCAACGUUCAAUUGCACAAUGUGUUGCUUUUAUUUCGGGUGGUCCUCCCCCCACAAAUGCCCAUGCAGAAGUGAUGUCAAAGCCAUUGCCGACUAAGGAGGAACCAAAGCAUAACGUUCAUUCGUCUAAGCCCGCAUGGCUGUUGGCCCUUGAAAUCGUGACUGGAAUUAUGGUGGGCUUAAUAUUCGUCAUUGCUCUCUUUACAGCCGCUCGAAAGUUUAAGAAGAAACCUUCGGACAUCAUCGGGUGGAAGAAGUCCUCGAGUUCUAAGGACAACUUGACGAUUUACAUAGAUUCUGAAAUACUUAAGGAUGUGACGAGAUACAGCAGAGAAGAACUCGAAGUAGCGUGUGAAGAUUUCAGCAAUAUCAUUGGAUCCUCCCCCGACAGCAUCGUCUAUAAAGGCACAAUAAAAAGUGGGCCCGAAAUUGCGGUUAUAUCUCUUUGCUUGAAAGACGAGCAGUGGAAUGGCUACCUCGAGCUUUAUUUUCAAAAAGAGGUUGCGGGAUUGGCAAGACUGAAUCAAGAUAAUGUGGGGAAGUUGCUCGGGUAUUGCAGAGAGACCAGCCCGUUUACUAGGAUGCUAGUGUUCGAGUACGCAUCAAACGGGACACUCCACGAGCACCUUCAUUAUGGCGAAGCGUGCCAAUUCUCUUGGACACGGCGCAUGAAGAUUAUUGUUGGGAUUGCCAGGGGUUUAAAAUAUCUUCACACAGAGCUCGACCCGCCAUUUACUAUAUCCGAGCUGAACUCAAGCUCGAUUUAUCUUACUGAUGAUUUUUCUCCUAAGCUGCUCGACUUUGAAUGCUGGAAAACGAUCCUUUCAAGAUCAGAAAAGAGCUCGGGUGCCUUAAGCAAUGAAGGCUCGGUUUGCAUCAUCCCGAAUUCUCUAGAAGAACGUAAUAUUGAUAUCCAAAGCAACACUUACGCAUUCGGUAUUCUUCUACUCGAAAUCAUCAGUGGCAGACUUCCAUACAGCCAGGAUAAAGAGUGCUUGGUCGAUUGGGCUAAGGAGUACUUGGAGUUGCCGGAAGUGAUGUCGUACGUGGUGGAUCCCGAGCUGAAACACUUCAGUUACGAGGAUCUGAAGGUGAUAUGUAAGGUAGUGAUCCUAUGCAUUUAUCCCCACACGAGCACACGGGCAUCCAUGCGGGACUUGUGCGCGAUGUUGGAAAGCAGCAUUGACACGUCAGUGUCUGCGGAUAUCAAGGCAUCCUCGCUGGCUUGGGCUGAGCUGGCGCUUUCAUCUUAA